Penicillium taxi is the source of this 603-nucleotide messenger RNA. RefSeq lists its product as uncharacterized. Gene Ontology annotation, biological process: mitochondrial respiratory chain complex IV assembly. The record is from RefSeq and is a predicted model, not a curated record. The transcript has 2 exons. The coding region runs from base 1 to 603 and encodes 200 amino acids. Lineage: Eukaryota; Fungi; Ascomycota; Eurotiomycetes; Eurotiales; Aspergillaceae. Gene Ontology annotation, cellular component: mitochondrion; mitochondrial inner membrane.
AUGGGGUCUGAAGAUCCUCAAGACCUAAGCUCUACGCAGGAGCCUGGUAGCCACCUCCCAGCUAGCACUCCAUCAGCAGACCCGAAGAAACCAAAGCAUGAAUUUCCCCAAUCGCAAGUUGGAAAGUUAUGGGAUGCUUUCGGCAACCCCGAAAGCCAAGCGAACAUAUUGGCAGAUGCCACAUAUAAGCCUCGAGGCAAAGCGGCCAAAGAUGUGUCCUACUCAGAAGUCAUUGGGGAAGUUUCCCUGGCCGAAUUAGCCAAAGUCCACAAACAGCCAUGCACGAGGGAUGCAUUAUUAACUGGAAUUGGUGCUGGGUUUGGCGUUGGAGGUAUUCGAGCUGUUUUUGCAACUGGAGGAGCCCGUGUAUUCUCUUCUGCCGCCAAUUGGGCUGUCGUAGCAGGGGUUAUCGCUGCCGCCGCAACUUUCGAACUCUGUCAAAAACACCGACGUGACGAAUUAAAUGGAAUGAAAGAAGCAGUCGAAUUGAUGAAAGCAUUGAAGGACAAAAAACAACGGGAAAAGGAAAUGGCAUCCCAGCGUAUCGAGGAAGAGAAGCGCAAGAAGAGUUGGACAAACCCCGACAACUACAAGUUCUGGUAA